Molecule: messenger RNA, 5411 nt
Organism: Daphnia pulicaria
Lineage: Eukaryota; Metazoa; Arthropoda; Branchiopoda; Diplostraca; Daphniidae
Exons: 19
Coding region: 613-4650 (1345 amino acids)
Molecular function (GO): protein binding
Source: RefSeq, a predicted model, not a curated record
GUGGAAGAAGAAGAAGGUUUCGCAGUCGUUGUCGUUUAGACUGUAGAGCUCGCAGCUCGCCCCCAAUGGCGAGUUUGACCGUCAUAUCCGCGCUUGAUGGCGCCAGGCAGUACACGAACGAUUUAGUCCGUCGGGGCGGGACGACGUGACAGUGGGGAAACAGUGCCAUGUCGUGAAACAUUAACUUGUGGGUUUUCGUAGAAAACGGAACAGACUACUAUACUACUGCCUACACGAGACAACACACAUCAUGGCUGUGGUGGUGGUGGUAGUGGUUCCCAGUUGAGAGGGACACCACCGUGAAGACGACAACAACGAGACCGUGGAACAAGCAAAAACCCAGACUCCAUUACCUCCCCCUCUCUCUCUCUCUCUCUACUAACACAUCGUUCGCACAACAACAAUGUGUGCUGUGUCUCCAGAAAACGUGAACAAAAUGUGAGCGUGGAAAUUUUUUACCUACUAUUCAAGACGAACAAAUCCAUAUCUUGUCAUCGCUAGUCCGUCUCUAUCUCUUGUGUUGUUGGUGUGUGUGUGUGUCUUAUUAAUUGUGUGCAACAAAUUUGGUUAUCCAUCAGCUACCGGGAGCUACCAGGCAGGAAGUGAAACAAGAUGGGCAAUCUCUGCUCAAACAACGGCGAUCACGACGGCAACGGCUCCAAUUCAGAGAGUUCGCCAUGUUGCCGUGGUCGCAAAAGUCGAAAGUCGUCGAAAGCUCACAGCGGCGACGACGAGAUCAAACAGGAGCCACCUAUCAUCGGUAACGGCAGUAACAAAUCAGAAUCAACUAACGUCUCUCAACAACGACAGCGUCCGCAACUCGAUUCACGAGAGGAGUCGUCGAUGGCAUCGGUGGAUUCCGAAGGGAUGGCUUCGGCCACAACCCACCACCAACAGCUGACCGUUUCCAUUAGUAACACAUCAGCCGUCCAGCAGCAGCAGCAGCAGAAACAGUCGCCGAAGGUUGCCGGAAGCAACCCGAAUCAGCAAGCAUUAGCAGCAUUAGCGGGUUCACCUACUUCGACUAGUAACGGUGCUAACUGCGAUCCGGACGUGGUGCGCCAGUUGCCGGAAGUCAUUCGCCAUGUGCUGCACGGUUGUGUUGGCACUGGGAGCGGGUACGGCACGGCCGAACGAGGAGCUCACCUGACAGUUUACGUCACGUCAGCCGACCCUACCGCAUCCAGCACGACGGCACUGUUAGAUGCCAUCAACAGCAGCGGAGUUCAUGCCGAAAUCAAAGCAUUGGCCACUUCGCGCGGAGCAUCUUUACAAAUCUUGUGCGAUCCUUGGGGCCCGUCGUCACCAGCGGCCACUACGACAACAUCAACAGCGUUGAUGUCCUCAUCAAGUGACGACCGGAUCGGUCGCAUCUCCUUGUCCAAUCUGAACCGUCUGAUGGAGACGUCGAACGUCAUCCCCGUCCUGGUGUUUGGCGACACACUGGGCCGCACCUGCCUUCCGCUUAGCAUCGAGGCGCAAGACUUCCAGACGGCACUCCAUCAAGCGCCAGAUGCGGAAGAUCGGAAACUUGUCGAACAAUGGUAUCACUCGGAUCAACUGGCACAGCCACCUUGUUACCGGCUCCAAUCUUCUCCAACUAUGUCGGAGGAGGUACAGCAACGGCUACUGGAAUUCUUCAUUACCGUCUUCAGUCAGGAACUGAGCGACGCCUACCUGAAUACUCUGUUUGAACAGGAAGUGCACAAUUCCGUGUGCAUGAGUCAAGAAUUGGCGCGACGUUGUAUCUGGAUCCAAGAAACGACCAUUAGCAGCCCAAACACGUCCGGUUCCGUUCACUCCGAGACGUCCAUUACGGAGAGGGAAAAUCGGCGACGGGUCAACGCUGUUCAGAAAAUUCUCAAGACGCUACUCCAGGAAAAGCACGUCAUCAAAAGUCAGGCGGAACCAUUUUCCGCUGUCACUGGUCAACUCUCUGCGACGCUGCACUCGAUCGUCGAAGAGGUACUCGACGAAGCCGAAGCCAAAGAUGUCCUGUCACGCUCGUCAUUAUCCAGAUCCUUUCUCGAGGAGAUCAACCAGCACCUCACCUUUUGUCAGAGGGCAGCUUCUUGCAGUGUCAACAGAGAAUCGGCUCUUAUGGUCGUCAAAAGGUAUUUGACGGGGAAUGAACAACAUCCGCUGAUUAUUUACGGUGCUGAAGGUAGCGGCAAGACAUGUCUAUUAGCUAGGGCCGCCCAGCAGUGUCACAGCUGGCAACAACCCGACCCCGAAUGCACUUUAGAAAUGGGUGUCGUACUCCGCUUUAUUCGCCUGACACCCGAAUCCAGUUCAGUCCUCACCAUUCUUCAUAGCAUCACCCAGCAGGUGUCGCUUCUCACCACUGGUCGCCUUCCUCGAAAUCCUCAUACGCUGUCGGAUUACCAAUCAACGCUCAAUAGACUGUUGGGCGAUGAGCGGUCUUCGAGGAAGCGCAUUACUUUCAUUAUAGACGGAGUUGAUCAUUUGGAGGAUUUCGACACUGUCUUCGAUUUACUCAGUUCUUGGUUAUUGGUCCAGUUGCCUCCCACCAUCAAAGUAUUGCUGACUCUGAGAACUGGCCACCAACUCGAAAGAUUGCGUGGUCAGCUACCCGCUAGUGCUUUCUAUCAGCUCGAAGAGCUUUCUUCUAGUGAAGCACACAACUUGUUUGACGCCUGUCUCUUACAACACACUCAUCGCUCCCACAGCGAUCAUUUGACCGCUAUGGCUGCCCAGAUUAAUCAAUCGCAUCGACCUUUAACUGUCAAGAUUUUGUCGUGGCAAGCGGGAUUGGCUGAAGAGUUUCGCGGGAAUAUUAGCGGCGAAAUAUUGCCAUGUUCGACCAACGUUAUACCUAAUCUCACUGCUGCUGUUCACGAACUAACUGGCCGGAAUCAAGUGGCAAUGAUGAUUGCUCUGUUGACUUCAUCCCGCUACGGCAUAUGUGACUACGAAAUGGAGCAGCUGUGCCGUCUUCAUCUGUGUGAAAGUGAUAACAGCAGCUGGCCAACUCUGGCUCACUUACUGGUCCCUUUCCUUCAACGCGUUGUUGUGGGUGGACUCGGAUUGUUGUCGUGGCGGGAUGCAACUCUCCGGGAGCAAAUGACGAACACAUUUCUAGUCGACCGAAAUGAAGCAGUCGUCGUCCAUCGAAAAAUGCUGGACUACUUCUGGACCAUUUGGCAAGAGUCGAGAACUUUACUAGAAAGCCGCAAUUGGACCGAUUUGGCCACUCCUUUAUCGGCCAUUACUAACCUGCGUUUGACGAGACGAGCUCUGGACGAAAUUCCGUAUCAUUUGUCCCGGCUGGAUUUUUCAGAGACUCAAGUCCGGUGGAUUGAAAUCUGGUCGGAUCCUGGGUGGCUGUUGACCAAACUAGCCACUUCUGGCGUUACGCAAGUGAUGGAGGAUUUUGCUUUAACACCGGAAUCUUGCCGACCGGAACAUUUCCAACAGUGGAUGUCACUCCUCGCACCGGCCAUCGACUACGACUACCGGCAAGUGACCAGUCAACUGAUUGGCCGAGGAGCUCCACAAACAGGAAUUUUCGAGAAAUUGUGUCGCAAUCCUCUAGUAGCUUCUCUUCUCCCCAGCCAGGAUUUAGCUCCAUCGGAUUCUUCGGAAAAAGACAUUUGUAUUAGUGCUAUUUAUCGUCUGAACAGCGGUGAAAGACAUCAUGCGGCUGCUCUAUCGGCCGUCCGGGACGAAUUGAGUCUUUGGAAUUUUAAGACCGGUCAAUGCGAUAAAGUGCUUGGAAACCUGCAGCACCAGCCUUUGAAAGUCGCCCCGCUGGCCAACGACCGUUGUGUCGUAUUGUGCGGGCGUGAACUGUGUGUUUAUGACAUGAAUACUGGCGAAGAAGUGCUCAAGCUCAAAGGAAUGAUGAACCAAAAACUGCCAUUGUUUGGCCUUCACGGCGAUUCUCACGUGGUGUCACUCUCACGUAAUCGGAUGUAUGUCAACCUAAUCAGCCUGGAAAACGGCGAUUGUGUUACAACGUUUAAAGUGGGCGAGGAUCGAUUCCUCAAUUCGCUCCUAGUGUCCGACAAUGGCCGACUCUUGGUCUGCGGUGACGAGUCCAAACGGCCCUGUUCACUACUUGUCUGGGACUUGCAGGCUAAAAAGCUCAUCUAUGAUUUGAAAAUGAAUCACCAUGAAUUUAUCACCCGAUUGAGUGCAAUCACUGGAGAUGGGACCUACGUGGCCUGUGUUUGCAAAGAACUAGAGACGAGCGAUCCGAAUUUCAUCGUGGUUUACGACUUGCAAAGUGGCACGCUCUUUAAGAAAUGGAAAGCAGGAGCAAACACAGUAGCAGUCAGUAUUGCCUGCCAAAACAGUUGCGUCGUGACAAGUUUGCAGGACGCUCGAAUUCUUGUUUGGGAUCUCGUGACAGGCAAUUGCCGCUGGAGUCUAUUGGGCCAUUCAGCCUCUGUAGACACACUCAACCUUGACGCCGAGGGUUCUUAUUUACUCAGUUGGGACUCUGAGGACAAUGACCGGUCUCUAAGGCUCUGGAAUCUCUCCAAUGGGCAAGAUGUGGCCACGUUCACACCUGAUCAACGUACAACGGCCGCCCACGUAUCUGCUGACGGGCAAGUUGUGCUGGUAGCUCUAGCCGGUCGCUCUGAUCUUGUCCAGUUGAAACUGUCUCAAACUCCGCUGUCGUAGAAAACCACGCCCAUCAAAAUAGGUCUCCAAAAAUAGAAUUUAAACCUCCGUAAAAAACAAAACAAAAAAAAAAGUCCAUCGUGUCGUAUGUCAGUGUGUCAAUUCUGUGUAUCGAAAAUUCCAAUCUUCUUGAGUUAUUCUCAUUGAUUGGAUGUGUUAAGUCAUCCCACCCAAACCCAUCCUUGUUCGUAUCGGGAACCAACCUUGGUAUUAUCUACACUUUUAUUUUCCACUUCGCUUGUGCAUUUUUCGAGCUCGUAGAAAUAUUUUUCAGCGCUGCUAUGCAAUUGCAAUAUAUCAUCAUCCAUUCGACUCGGGAGUGCUCCAGUGGAGUGAAAAAUAUUUUCACCCUUCUGUCUAUUCUCUCAUUCUAUAUCCUUCUCUAUUGUCUCUGGCCCACGUCGUCGUGUAUGUGCAGCGAGUGUGUUCCCUCCUAUUCAACCUCCUUGAUUUCCCAAUGACAAGUCGUUCCAGAUUGAUCAUCCAACGAGUCAACUAUGUUUAUUUUUUUUCUCUUUCUUUUCUCAUCUUUUUAAAACAUUACGCACAAAAAAUCAGCUAAUGUUUCAUCUAUUUUAUUUUCCCUUAUAGAAUUCUUGACCCAAAUUCUCGUCGAAUUUGUUGUUUGGUAUAUACAUAACUCACGGUCGCUAACGAUUCUAAAAAUGUUCUGUUUGUCAAAGCCGCUAAAAUGGCCGUGUAUGUAAAUAUUCUUGAAUUGAUCGUAUUUAUCUGUAAUAAACCGAUAACGUUUUAACGAA